AUGCGGGGCACCCGAUGGGACAAGCGGGCCAACACUGUCACCCUCGGCCCCCGCGGUCCCAUCGGUGCCCCGAGCGGGCCCCCGGUGUUCAAGAAGGCCAGUCCCAACGGCAAGCUCACUGUCUACCUGGGCAAGAGAGACUUUGUGGACCACAUCGACCUCGUGGACCCUGUGGAUGGGGUGGUGCUGGUGGACCCUGAGUACCUGAAGGAGAGGAAAGUGUUCGUCACCCUGACCUGCGCCUUCCGCUACGGCCGCGAGGACCUGGACGUGCUGGGGCUGACCUUCCGCAAGGACCUCUUCGUGGCCAGCUGCCAGCCCUUCCCCCCCCUGCCCGAGGACAGGAGGCCUCUCAGCAGGCUGCAGGAGAGGCUGCUCAAGAAGCUGGGCGACCAUGCCUACCCCUUCACCUUCCAGAUCCCUCCCAACCUGCCCUGCUCGGUCACCCUGCAGCCAGGCCCCGAGGACACUGGCAAGGCCUGUGGGGUGGACUAUGAGGUGAAGGCCUUCUGUGCAGAGAACCUGGAGGAGAAGAUCCACAAGAG
Molecule: messenger RNA, 545 nt
Organism: Indicator indicator
Lineage: Eukaryota; Metazoa; Chordata; Aves; Piciformes; Indicatoridae
Product: beta-arrestin-1-like
Exons: 7
Biological process (GO): visual perception; signal transduction; G protein-coupled receptor internalization
Molecular function (GO): G protein-coupled receptor binding
Source: RefSeq, a predicted model, not a curated record